Passer montanus (Eurasian tree sparrow) is the source of this 2399-nucleotide messenger RNA. RefSeq names its product regulator of microtubule dynamics 2 (gene RMDN2). Gene Ontology annotation, cellular component: spindle microtubule; cytoplasm; mitotic spindle pole. The record is from RefSeq and is a predicted model, not a curated record. Gene Ontology annotation, molecular function: microtubule binding. The coding region runs from base 327 to 1736 and encodes 469 amino acids. The transcript has 14 exons. Lineage: Eukaryota; Metazoa; Chordata; Aves; Passeriformes; Passeridae.
ACCCUGUGGUGCCGCUGGGUGCGGCCGCGUCUGAGGGCGCCCCGGAGAGGCGGAGGACGGGAUGGCAUUCCCUCAGGGACAGUGACCCGUGUGGCUGCCGGGCGCCUCGAGAGCCUGUGGCACUCCAAGGACAAUUUCUUUUUGUGAAGAAAUCAGGCAGUGCCGCGAAAUUACAUCGGAUGUAACCUUGCUUAUUUUUUCGUAUUGUUAUCAACACAACAUAUGCAAACUCUUUUGGGCUGCCAACUCUCAUCUCUUACAUCAAGGAAACUGAAUCAUCUACCUUGGCCUACAAAAAUUAACAGAGCUUGUAUAAAUAUAUUUUGAUGAUGUCCUUGAGAUUUCUGGAGACACAAAGAAGCAGGAACAGGGCACUGGACAACUGUUCAGGCCAAAAGCAGCAGAGAAUACUGACAAGUCCAACAGAGGAGCGUGCAGAAAUGUCUCCCUUCGAAAAUAAAGGACUAAUACUGGGCAUAAUGGCAGGGACUGCUGGAUUAAGCCUGGUGCUGGUUUGCUACCGCAAGAUCCGAAAGCCUGGUGCAGCUGUGCGUAUUCGUGCGUUCCAGGAUAUAGGUAACAGAGUUAAUUCAGUGGGCUUGCCAAAUGAGGCUCCUAAUGAACAAGGAGCAGUAAUGGUUUUACAUGGAAGGCAACUGCAAAUACUAGAAAAAUUGAAUGGCCUGCUACUAAGCGUGGACGAACUGAAGAGAGAGGUGGAAUUUCUGAAAGAAGCUAUUCCAAAACUUGAAGAGCUUGUUCGAAAUGAGCUUCAAGGAAAGGGUGAUGUUCAGAGAGUUAGCCCAUCGCACAGAGCAGCAAGGCGGAGAAAAGCAGAGACAACUUCUAGUGCAAGAGAAACUACCAGCUCUGAAGAGGCAGAAAGUGAAGGAGGUUACCUUACCGCUCAUACUGAUUCUGAAGGAGACUCUGAGGAAGAAAAGAGAUGUGUGAAAUCACCUGAUGCCUUGGUGAAAUCAGAAGAAGAUGAAGACUUACUUAAUUUUUUACAGCAGGUGGACAAUUUGCACAAGGGUUCAGAGGAUGAUAAAAAAGAGGGCUUCAGACUGCUGACUGAGAAAGAUGACAAGUACAAAAACUGUGUGGACUUUCUUUGGAGGCUUGCACGUGCUUAUGGAGAUCUGUUUGAGAUGACUACUGAUGCUGAGGAGAAGAGGAAAUAUGUAACUGAUGGAAAGAUUAAAGCUGAACAGGCUAUUCAGCUGGAUGCUGGGAGUGCUGAGAGUCACCAAUGGUUUGCAAUUAUGUGUGGCUAUAUGUCUCAGUUUGAAAGUGUACAAAACAAAAUCAGGAAUGGUUAUCUCUUUAAGGAGCACCUAGACAAGGCAAUUGAACUUAAGCCUCAAGAUCCAUUUUUAUAUUACCUAAAUGGAAGAUGGUGCUAUUCAGUAGCUCAGUUGUCUUGGCUUGAAAAGAAAGUAGCUGCUGCUCUCUUUGGGACUCCACCAACUUCAACAGUAGAAGAAGCAUUGCAGAAUUUCCUUAAGGCAGAAGAAAUGCAUCCAGGAUAUUCCAAAUGCAAUUAUGUGUAUUUGGCAAAGUGCUAUAAAGAUCUUGGCCAGAAAACCAAUGCACUGAAGUGCUGUGAUUCUGCACUGUCAAUUCUCUCAGUUACUAAUGAGCAUGACACACCUCUUGGUCUGGAAGGACUCUCUCCAAAGGAUAAAGAGGCCCAGAAAGACUUAGAGGCUUUACUUCUUACACUGAAGCUCUGAUACUACGUACUUUUAACUCUUCAUGCUGUAAUAAAAUUGUAAAACUAAAAUGAGACUGGAAACUGCGGGUAAAUUUCAGCUAAGUCAAUGAAAAAACAGUCAUUGAUUUUGGUUGGCUUGGAUCAUGGCCUUUGAGUGUCCGGAGAUUAUGGUAUUAAAAUAAUACAUUCAUUAUUGAUUAUUUAUAAACUUGUACUGAAGUUUAAUUUUAAAUUUCUGACACUGUGAGUCUGAUUCUCUGAACAUGAAGUCCACUGCUGGCAAUGGACAUACUGGGGGUUUGAAUGCAAAAGGAAUAAAUCUCACUCUUUGAAAGAUGAAUCAAUUAGUCCUUGAUGCCAGCGUAGAACUACGUGUAGCAUAAACAAACAAAAAAAAUGUUUCUAUAGUAAAUUAUAUUUAUAUCAACUAAUUUGCACAGAUGUGUACAGAAAAAAAUCAUGAAUAUUUAUGUUUACACAUUUCUCUACUCUUAAAAAAAUUACAGUCUUGUUGAAGUUAAACAAAGCUGUUGCCGCAACAAAGCUCUUUUUACUUUAAACCUAUUGUUGGUUUUACAAAGAAAUGUGAACAUUUUAUAAAUUAAAUAUUAUAAAUUAUUUGUAACAUCAAGUACAAUAUUAAAGAUAAGACAAAUUAAAUAAAGUGGUUUAGAUUAAUCUA